CCUCCUAUAAAGCGCUGCUCCUCAGUCAGUCUGACGGGGAAAUUUCACUUUUCUUCCCGGUGGGUGGUAUUUGCGGAGAGCGUGAGCUUGAUCCAGUACCAACAAGCCGGCGUACCUCCAACAGGAAAGAAUUUGCACCGGAUACCUCGUGUUCCAGCGCUAAAUUCGGAUCAAGCAUCAAAACGUCAAACCGCUCUGAUUCACCUCGCCUGUGUUCUUGCACAAACUCCCACCGAAAGGCCUCAUGAUGCAGAUCAAUUGCGACUCCGCCAGCAACAAGCACUCCCUCAUCAAUGUCAUGCACCGCUUCAUAGCAGCAGCAAACAACAUGGACGAAACUAUCAUGGUGCCCAGCCUGUUGCGGGACAUGCCGCUGGAGGAGCGGAUGUCAGGUAAGAUGGAGACCAACAACAACGAGCCGCAGUACCCCAACAAGCAGAGAGACAUGUACGAGCACUACCUCCUUCUCAAGUCUAUAAAGAACGACAUGGAGUGGGGCCUGUUGAAGAGGGAGAUGAGCAGCGGUGCCAGCUUCCUGGAAAUGACCGUCAAACAGGAGGAGCAGAAGCCGGUGACUGGAGACCUUACUCCUGAGGAAAACCAUGACCUAGAGAAUCAGUUCCACUACCACCUCCGAGGGCUGUUUGGAGUCCUGUCAAAACUCACAGUUCAAGCUGACCACCUCACCAACCGCUACAAGAGGGAAAUUGGCUGUGGAAACUUCAUCAGAUAGGAGCCAAACCCAAUUAUUUCCUUUAAUUUGAACUGAAUAACUUGCAACAGCGGAACGUGUCAUGAGAAUGGGCCCACCCGAUCCUCUUAAGAUCUUUAAUGGACAGCGAACUGACCAGGGCGACUGCUAUGACUUCUGAUUCCUGUCUGAGUAGCAACACUCCAACUCUUUUUGUCCUUCCUUGCUUUCCAUUGCACAUGUAAGAAAAAAAAUUGGUGAUUGAUGAUAAAGGUGCUUUCAUUGUUGGUUCCAAGAACUGACAUUUUGUGCUUAAUUUAUAGGUCACUAAGUUUGUAUUUGAGUCCAGAUGAAUCGCAACUGGGUGGAGCUGCACAAGAUUUUCUUGUCUUUCAUUUCAACUCUGAAUGUGGUUUGUCAAUCUGGGUGUCCGUGAAACAUUUCUGACUAGGUAGGAGAAUUUGGAAUGCUGGUUAUUCUGUCCCUCCUUUUGAAAUUUAAGUUCUAAGACCUUUUUAUCUGAAGCUUUUUUUUUAGACAGCUUGCCACUCAGUAUCUCUGUAACAUGGUGUGCCUUGAAUUUUUAUACCCUUUCAACCCCUGUUCAGUUGCCUCCUAUCUAGUCCACUGUCUGGUUUAAACAUGGUCAUCAAGACGUUGUAAUGAAUGCUACUCUUUUGUUUGUUUUUUUUUUUUCCUUGACUAUUUCAAAGGGUUUUUUUUAUAUUGAGCAGAAAUGCAGUGCAAAUAAAUAAAAGUUAUCUGAAAAAAA
Lampris incognitus (smalleye Pacific opah) is the source of this 1463-nucleotide messenger RNA. It is a transcript of the gene mid1ip1l, whose product is annotated as MID1 interacting protein 1, like. Gene Ontology annotation, biological process: regulation of lipid biosynthetic process. The record is from RefSeq and is a predicted model, not a curated record. The transcript is spliced from 2 exons. Gene Ontology annotation, cellular component: cytosol. NCBI's taxonomy places the organism in Eukaryota, Metazoa, Chordata, Actinopteri, Lampriformes, Lampridae. The coding region runs from base 245 to 733 and encodes 162 amino acids.